AUGUUUUCUGAAUAUGCCUCCCGGUUCCUCGCUCAGUCACAGUCACGAAUAAAUGCCCAACCGGACGAGCUACAAAGAGCAGCCCGUGGCCGCCCCAAUACACAAGGCAAUCCUCGACAUCCUUCAUCCCGCCACUUCUUGCGACCGAGUGACCCCUAUCGUACUCCAGGCUCGCAGGCUUCUCAUUUUACUCUCGCCUCCCGGGGUAUGGCCCAACCGGCGCCUCUCUUCUUCAGUGCUACCGAUGAAUUUCGAGAAGAGGACGAUGAGACCGAACGCGAGAGAGAAAUCGCAGACUUCUAUGCACUUCAGCGAUCAAGACGGAAUUUUGGCGACAGUAAUUUGAAGGACUCGUCGGAACUGGAGGACUCGGGGCGCUCAGGACUUGACGAAAGUUCGCCAUACGACGAGCGUCCUGGCCAUGGCAAAGGCAUCAAGAGCUCAUGGCGGGGAGAGAGAAGCAUACCGGCUACCCAUUCAUUUCCGAUUGAACCGGUGGCCGAGACCACCGAACGCGGGUCGGAAUUCCAUGCCAGCCCCAGCAGUAGUAAAGUCCGCGGUCAUUUAGUCGAUGUCGGCCUGGAAGACUCACUGCGAAAUGACAUCAAUGACGACCUAGCAUCAUCCACCCCAAGUGCCCAUGAUCCACCAGUCCAACGAUUUCGAGAACGUGCUCCCUUGCGGGAGCUGGGGGCUCACCCGCUUGACCCCAUUCAAGAGCAAGGCUUUUCAUCCCAACAUGGAUCGCGGCCACCUAGUUCGACAGGCUCAUUCCCGGUCUCAGUAUCGCCUCUGGCCUCAGAGAAUAUAGUGCAUGAUGCUUUCUGGGGUCAUUUGUUCUUCAUAUCACUCGCAGGCUUAUUUGCUUCUGCCUUCCUGGUGUACUUGCACACAUCCACUCCAUCAGGGGACAAAUCAAAAUGGGGCGAUACAAUAUACUUGACUGUCCAUGGGUCAUUCUUUCUACUCGGGGUCUACACUCUUGUAUCAAUUCUUGUCUCUCUUCUUUGGCUUGCGUUGCUACGAUCUUACGUUCGACUGCUGGUCCAUGUGAUCAUAGUCGCUGUCCCGGUCAUCCUCUACUCGUUCUCCCUGUACCCCUUUAUCUCAAGCUUCAAGGGGGCAUGGCAUGGGUCGAGUGUACAAGAUAAGGCCAUGAGAUGGGGCUCCAUUCUACCGUUUCUCAUAGCUACGCUGUGGAUUUAUAACGUCGCUCGCGGCCGCCAGAACAUCGGAAAGGCCAUCGGCAUCCUUGAAUUCGCCUGCCGGAUCCUGGGCGCCAACCCAGAAUUACUUGCUCUAGGCCUGGCUUCCCUCGUCUGCGUUGUAUCUUGGACAUGGAUCUGGAUGCUCAUGUUCACUCGAGUUUUCCUGGGUGGCCAUCUCACCAGCUCCCGAUCUUUUAUUAUUGACGCGGGCAGCUGGUGGCUCGGCAUGUACUUCGUCCUCGUAUACCUAUGGUCUGUCGGUGUUAUUGCGGGCGUGCAACGGGCUGUCACAGCAGCAACUGUGAGCCAGUGGUAUUUCCACCGUCUAGCAACACCCGCCCCGACCUCCCGGCAAAUUGUCCAGGCGGCUGUCACCCAUGCAGCCACGACCCUUUUCGGCACAAUCUCGCUGUCCCGACUCUUGGGCCUGCUGGUUCGAUUGCCUCUGAUCGUACUACCGAGCCGCCUCGCCUCGUUAAUUAGCCUGUUUGCAUACUCUUUGGUCCCCACCCCCAUCACUUACUUGACCAAUCCCCUAUCGCUCAGCUAUGCGGCAAUUCACUCGCAGCCUCUUAGUGCCUCCUCUCGGGGACUCAGUCAGAUGACCGUCCUUGCCCCAUCAGCGGCUUCGACCUCUCUACAUCCCCGGUCUUAUUCACGAUCCCCUGAUUCCGGGUCUCUUCUAUCUUACCGACUCUCGAAAUUGAUUCUCUACGCUGCCCGCUUCAUGAUGUCGUUGGCGCUUGGAUUUGGUGGCUGGGUGACCACCGCUCGGAGCCUGACAAGCUCUGACACCGGCAACAGUUUCCGCGGCAGUCUCUAUGCCUACGUGGUCGGUCUGAUUGCGGGCACGAUCGGAUGGACCACCCUCGGUGCAGUGGAGGGUGUGAUCGCUGACAUUGUAGAUGCCGCUGUAAUUUGCUGGGCAAGUGAGGUUGGUAUCUACGGACGAGAGGCACGGUACUGUCGUGAAGCCGGUUGGCUCUUCGGUGAUUCGCAGUCCCGGUUUGGGCACGAAUAUCAAGAGGUCUAA
Messenger RNA from Penicillium olsonii, 2241 nucleotides. The record is from the annotation of a GenBank genome assembly. NCBI's taxonomy places the organism in Eukaryota, Fungi, Ascomycota, Eurotiomycetes, Eurotiales, Aspergillaceae.